Arvicanthis niloticus (Nile rat) is the source of this 5914-nucleotide messenger RNA. RefSeq names its product period circadian regulator 3 (gene Per3). Gene Ontology annotation, biological process: negative regulation of transcription by RNA polymerase II; circadian regulation of gene expression; entrainment of circadian clock by photoperiod. Gene Ontology annotation, cellular component: cytoplasm; nucleus. Gene Ontology annotation, molecular function: transcription cis-regulatory region binding; transcription corepressor binding. The record is from RefSeq and is a predicted model, not a curated record. Lineage: Eukaryota; Metazoa; Chordata; Mammalia; Rodentia; Muridae.
GGGCGAGGCUCUGCGGGGCGGCGGGCGGCGGCGAGUGCUCGGCUGGCGGGACUCCUGCGAGUCCUCACGGCCGGGCGCUGCUGCCCCUGCCUUCCGCCAGUUCACCCCGGACGUUGCGCUCUGAGGUGUCGGGAAAGACCAGUCUUUCCCGAAGGCGAUGGCAGGGACCAAAACAAGCCGGUUUUGGUUGCUAGCUGCAAACUGAGAGAAGCAGGCUGAGGGCUGCCAGGCGGGAUGGAUCCCUGUGGAGACCCGGCACUGCCCGGUGGCGACUGUCCCCAGACUAGGGGACCGGGGCUCCAGGGGGCGCCUGGCCAGGAGGGUCCUCUGCAGGGCACUUGCGUGGACAGCAGCCACAGUGAACACGAAGACCGAAACAGAAUGUCUGAAGAACUUAUUAUGGUUGUCCAAGAAAUGAAAAAGUAUUUCCCAGCCGAGAGACACACUAAACCCAGCACCCUAGAUGCCCUUAACUAUGCCCUGCGCUGUGUACAUAGUGUGCAAGCAAACAGUGAAUUUUUCCAGAGUCUCAGUCCACAUGGAGCACGUCAGGCAGAUGUGACUGUAUACAGUCUUGAGGAGCUGACCUCUCUGGCUUCUGAACAUACUUCCAAGAACACAGACACCUUUGUGGCAGUGUUUUCGUUUCUGUCUGGAAGGUUAGUGCACAUUUCUGAGCAGGCUGCUCUGAUCCUGAAUUCUAAGAAAGGUUUCCUCAAGAGCUUGCACUUUGUCGACUUGCUUGCCCCUCGAGAUGUAAGGGUGUUCUACGCACACACUGCUCCAACUCAGCUUCCUUUCUGGAACAACUGGACACAAAAAGCCUCGCAGUAUGAAUGUGCACCAGUGAAACCCUUUUUCUGCAGAAUCUGUGGAGGUGGAGACAGAGAGCAGAAGAGGCAUUACUCCCCAUUCCGGAUCCUCCCCUAUUUGGUUCAUGUACAUAGCUCUGCCCAGCCAGAACCAGAGCCUUGCUGUCUAACACUGGUUGAAAAGAUUCACUCUGGUUACGAAGCUCCUCGAAUUCCUAUAGAUAAAAGAAUUUUUACCACAACACACACGCCAGGAUGUGUGUUUCUUGAAGUAGAUGAAAGAGCAGUGCCUUUGCUGGGUUACCUACCUCAGGAUCUGAUUGGAACAUCGAUCUUAACAUACUUGCACCCAGAAGAUCGACCUCUGAUGCUUGCCGUACACCAAAAAGUUUUAAAGUAUGUGGGCCACCCUCCAUUUGAACACUCACCUGUCAGAUUCUGCACUCAGAAUGGAGAUUAUGUCAUCCUGGAUUCCAGCUGGUCUGGCUUUGUGAACCCCUGGAGCCGGAAGGUCUCCUUCAUUAUUGGUCGGCAUAAAGUCCGAACAAGUCCAUUAAAUGAAGAUGUUUUUGCCACCAGAAUAAAAAAGGCAGCCAGUAACGACAAAGACAUAACAGAAUUACAAGAACAAAUUCACAAACUUCUCUUGCAGCCAGUUCAUGCUAGUGCUUCCAGUGGCUACGGGAGCCUGGGCAGCAGCGGCUCACAGGAGCAGCACAUCAGCAUCUCCUCUUCGAGUGAGUCAAAUGGACACUGUGCGGAGGAAGGCCAGCAGGAGCAGAUGACCCUGCAGCAGGUCUAUGCCAGUGUAAACCAUAUUAAGAAUGUGGGCCAACAGCUCUACAUUGAGUCGAUGGCCAGAUCAUCGGUGAAGCCAGUGACGGAGACUUGCGCGGAACCGCAGGGUGGUGAUGAGCAGAAGGACUUCUCUUCCUCUCAGACACUGAACAAUAAAAGCAUGGAUACCGGUUCCAGUGGCGAUCUGCAGCAAGAGCAGCACAGCUCGUCCUAUCAGCAGAUGAACUGUAUCGACAGUGUCCUCAGGUACCUGACAAGCUACAACCUCCCAUCCUUGAAAAGAAAGUGCAUCUCCUGCACAAACACAUCUUCAUCCUCAGAAGAAGCCAAGCCAAACCCGGAGGCCGACAGUAGCCUGCGAGACACUGAACAGCCUCUGGACAUACAGAAACAGGAAACAACUGGACCAUCCACAGAUGCCAAAGGAGGUGCCACACAGACCCUGUCCACCACUGCACUGAGCAUGGCGUCUGGCAUAAGCCAGUGCAGCUGCAGCAACACCACUGCCUGCAUCCCACCCCUACAGUCAGCAGAAAGUGUUGCCGUAGCGUGUAAGCCCUGGGCCCUGAGAACGAAGGCCUCUCACCUGGCCGCAGGAGGAUUUAAGCACGUGGGGCUCACAGCGGCUGUCCUCUCCGCACACACACAGAAGGAGGAGCAGAGCUAUGUUGACAGGUUCCGGGAAAAGCUCCUGGCCUCACCCUACAGCUGCUAUCUUCAGCAAGAAAGCAGAAACCGUACUAAGUACUCCCGUGUUCAAGCAGGGUCCACCCCUAAGCACAGCAGAUGUGCGGGGAGUGAGAGACGGAAGCACAAACGGAAGAAGUUGCUGACACCUGUGGACACCAGAAGCUCCAGUGCCCACCUCUGUCCCCAUGUCAGAGGACUCUUUCCAGAUGGGCAGCACUGGAACCCUUCCGUUAUCCCCUCUCCUCAUGCUGCAGGCCUAGCUUUCCCCUCAGCCCUGGUAGUUCCCGGCCAGACACCUUAUCUCCUUCCCUCUUUUCCCUUCCAAGAUAUGGCCUCUCAGGGAGUAGGGGACUCUGCAGCCUGGGGAGCUGCAGCUGCAUGUCCACCUCUGUCCCCUGGCCCUCAGACUGUCUCCGCACUCCCUUCCCCUGGCCCUCAGUCUGUCUCCGCACUCCCUUCUGCUUACUUGGAUACUUUGAUGACCAUCUUCCUGCACAACACCCCUCUCUUUCCUCUCUGGCCGGCAUCAUUCUCUCCAUAUCCAUUCCUGGCCGAGACAGGUUCUUCUGAACUGGCACCCUUAGUACCAGCAACGGCUCCAAACCUGGAACCAACCUCUUCAGACCAAGGGCAAAGGAGAGUGGAGGAGAAUUGGGAGACACACAGUGAAGAGCUUCCGUUCAUUAGCUCACGGAGCAGUUCACCAUUGCAGUUAAAUUUACUCCAGGAAGAAAUGCCUGCACCAUCAGAGUCUGAAGAAGCAGUGAGAAGGGGCGCCGUCCCAGAUGCUAAGCACCACUGUGUUACAGGUCACAGUAGCGGUCAGAGCUGUCACUGUGCCACCGGUGAGCUGGCUACAGCAACAGUGCAGCAGGAGUCUCCUGCAGCUGCCUCAGGAAGCAGUGCCAGCAGUCUGUACUUCAGUAACAGUGACUACGCUUCUGAAGUCUCUGAAAAUGGACGGAGGUCACAGGAUAGACAGAGAGACAAAGCCUUUCCUGGGGCGGCUGAAGAAUCCAUCUGGAGAAUGAUAGAACGGACGCCAGAGUGUGUUCUUAUGACAUACCAGGUGCCGGAGAGGGGUAGAGAUGAGGUGCUCAAGCAAGACCUGGAAAAGCUUCACAGCAUGGAGCAGCAGCAGCCCCAGUUCUCACCUGCCCAGAAGGAGGAGCUGGCCAAGGUGCACUCCUGGAUCCACAGGCACACUGCCCCUCAGGAGAGACACCUCCAGAGCUGUGUCACCUAUGAAGACAGAGGUUCAGUCAGCAACACUGCAGAGGUCCCUGAACAGCACCCAUCAGAAGACACCAAUUGAGCAGUUGUGAAGAAGUCACGCCCUCUCCAGGUCAUGUGGGACACAGACGUGUGUUACCUCGCCACAGUCUGACUCUGUCGAUGGCAGUCAUCUACAUUAAGAUCUUCCCUUGCUUUGUUCUGGAUUGGUUUCAGUGGUGCUGAGAAUCAAACCCAGGGCCUCGCAUCCGCUAGGCUGGCAUUCUCACCGCUGACCUGUGUCCCCAGCCCUCCCUUCUUGGUUUUCCCAAAGCAGGAGUAUUUUUAGGCUCUGGUUCAUGGUGUUAAAACUGCCAACGAGAAGACUUCUUGAGCUCAUCUGUCACCUGGUCUGACAGUGUAAUCUCAGAAGUCACCCUGAGUAAGUUACAGUUGGAAGGAGUCUCAGGCCUGAGUCUCCUUUGCUAUGUUCUGUUGUUACAAAAUCAUUUUCCCACUAGAAUACUUGAAGAACUUCUGUCUGUGGGUUGUGUGUUUCUCACGGUGUUUUCCGUGAACUUAGCACAUUGAUCUAGGUUUUGUACAGCAUGGUGCUUCUCUUCCUGAUUGUAAGACAUUCCAGCUUUCACACACACACACACACACACACACACACACACACACACACACAAACCAGCAGAGGGCAUGGUCCUCUAGGAACUGUGGGGGUCCUGGUUUCAGUUGUUUGAGCCCAUUCUCGUCCAUGCACUUCCUGUGGCGGCCGCCUUUCAUGGGAGCCCUUUCCUUGAGAUCUGUCUGCUAGACAGGACUUUGGAUGACUGAAGUUAAGCCUCACAUGUUAAAAAGCCUCUUACUCAAACAGCAGUGUUUUUAAAGGGUUUUUUUUUUUUUUUUUUUUUUUUUUUGUUAUAAAAUAAAUGUGAAAAGUUUUAAAUAUUACGUUGAUGUUAUCAUGGAGGGGUGUGUGUCCAGGCUCACCAGAACAAACGGUUGACUUUUCCUUUUCACCGAACUACACGGCAAGGUUUCCGUGCCAGCGCUCCAGUUGGCCUUGCCUGUUGUUUGCCCUUGAACGGGGGUAAGUGUUUGAGGCCUGCACGUGAGAGGCUACACUUAGGGGAGCUCGGGGACCCCAGCUUGGUGACAGCAGAGUCCCAUGAGUCUGUGCUCUCCAGGUAGUUUGGUCUCAGAAGUGAGUGUGAUUGUUUAUGUGUUUUUUGGCUCACUCUCCAGUGCUCUGGUUUGGAGAAGGUCGAGGUUUCUUCGUGACCAGGGAAUGGCUGUGGAAUCAGCCUGCAGGUCAGGAAGGGACUGGCGGGGAGGAGGUUUACAGCGGCCUUUCCUGCUUCACUUCCUGCAGUGCAACUUACUUUUCUUUUUCCGCCCCCUGUUUUGUUUUUGUUUUGUUUUAGGAAAGCACUUUGUUCUCCUCUGACAAUUUAUAGCUAUUGCUAACUGUAUUGUCAUUGUGAUCAGGAGACGGUCAUAGAGGCCGCUGUGCCCAGCACUCCAACUCGGUGGCUCAGACCUCUUUUCUAAAACAAUCUUUUUCUGGACAGCAGUCCUAUCGGAAGGUGUCAGAGACAUUUUAAGAUCUGCCUAUGACGUUUCUUGGAACUUUCUGGCAUUGAGCAGUUGCUGACACGUGUUCCUGCUGUGUGAACAGAGAGACUUCUCCGAACCCACUCCAUCCUAGUAGGUAGUGAUUUGAGAGGCCUGCAUUAGUCAGGUUGGCAUUCUCUGGUGAAGGGUUGUGCUCGUCUGGAGCUACCAGGAUCCUUGUGUGUUCGUGUACAUACAGCAGACCAGGGUUCUGGUGAAAGAGGUCCUUUCCUGUUGGUUCUGGAUCCCUGUUUUCUCUGCAUUUCAUAUUUCCUUGCCUUAGUCCACACCUUAUGGAGUCUGUGUUAUGCCAGGCUUGAUUUGAAAAUGGUGCUGUAGUCAGGUCUGUAAAGUCCUUACCAAGUCUCGCCUCUGCCAGGAUGCCAUCAGUACACACAGCAAUCCCUGCUGCUGAGGGCCGGUCCAGCAGAGGCCGCUGCCCCCCAUGGGGGUCACACCCUGUGGAAACUCAAGCUCGCUGUUUUUGUACUAGUAACUAGAGAACUGAGAAGAAAAGUGUGUACUGUAGACUUGAAUGUCUACAUAAAUGUUUCCCCCAAAGCUUUAUUUUCUUGGGUCAGAGGUCAAAAUUUAUGAAAAUAAGAUGCUGUGUAAAUAAAUGGAUUAAAUGAAAUAUUAUCAUUCACAACAUGGCAAAUUUUAACCAAAUUAGCAAUUUGUUCAUAAUUAACUGUGAAUUUGUUCUUACUUAAUGGAUAUUUAUCUUUUCAUUGGGUAUCUUUUUUGAGUAAAAACAAUAAACAGUGUAUGUGUUCAAA